This is a messenger RNA of Saccostrea echinata, 672 nucleotides long. RefSeq lists its product as uncharacterized. The transcript has a single exon. The record is from RefSeq and is a predicted model, not a curated record. Bases 1 to 672 code for a protein of 223 amino acids. Gene Ontology annotation, molecular function: nucleic acid binding. Gene Ontology annotation, biological process: DNA integration. Lineage: Eukaryota; Metazoa; Mollusca; Bivalvia; Ostreida; Ostreidae.
AUGGCGGACUUACCACCUGACCGAGUUACAUUUGGACCUCCAUUCAGUUCAGUAGGGGUCGAUGUAUUUGGGCCGUGGCCAGUAGUGGCACGACGAACUAGAGGGGGCCUUUCCCACAGCAAAAGAUGGGCUGUGCUUUUUACUUGUAUGAAAACAAGAGCAAUACACAUCGAGAUCAUUGAGGAGAUGAGCAGCUCAUCAUUUAUUAAUGCCUUACGCCGAUUCAUCUCUAUUCGUGGACCUUUGAAGGAAAUCCGUUCCGAUAGAGGAACCAACUUCUUAGGAGCCCUUGAUGACAUAAAGGCUGAAGCUGUCUACACUGAAAAGGGACCUAUUCACAAUUAUCUUCUUGAGAAUAGGAUAACUUGGACUUUCAACCCCCCACAUGCGUCACACCAGGGCGGAACCUGGGAAAGGAUGAUUGGAGUGUCACGAAAAAUACUGAACUCAAUGUUACUAAAUGCGAACACAAAACAACUCACUCAUGAAGUCUUGUGCACAUUUAUGUGCGAAGUUUGUGCCAUUGUAAAUUCAAGACCCAUUUGCCCAAUAUCAUCUGAUCCAGAAAAUCCACAGAUUAUCAGCCCUUCGAUGUUACUUACUCAGAAGGAAUUUCCUGAUAUUCAUCCUGUUAGCUCAUCUGACAUGAAGGAAAUAUACAGGAAACAGUGA